AUGAUCCGAUUGUUGGCUUUAUUCUUUGCGAGACAGAUACUUGCCAAUGAAAUAACUGAUCCCACAGAUGAGAAUCCGGUGCUCGUCGGGCCCGAAGCUCCUGAAGAGGAAACCAAUCCGCUGACUGAAGAGAUCUUCUCGUCUUGGGCUUUGUUCAUUGUCUUGUUGCUCGUCGUCUCCGCUCUAUGGUCGUCUUACUAUUUGCAGCAAAGGAGGGUCAAGUCAAUUCACGAAACAGUAUUAUCGAUCUUCUAUGGAAUGUUUGUGGGGUUGAUACUGAGGGUCACUCCUGGCCACUACAUUCAAGACGCGGUUAAGUUCAAUUCAGGUUAUUUCUUUAAUUUCUUGCUGCCUCCUAUCAUCUUGAAUAGUGGUUAUGAGUUGCAUCAGGCUAAUUUUUUUCGAAACAUCGGCUCAAUUCUGACUUUUGCUAUUCCAGGUACGUUUAUCAGUGCGAUUGUGCUGGGUGUCAUCUUGUUUAUUUGGACCAAGUUGGGUCUGGAUGGAAUUGAUGUAUCCUUGGUUGAUGCUUUAUCUGUUGGCGCUACCCUUUCAGCCACGGAUCCAGUAACUAUUUUGUCUAUUUUCAAUUCCUACAAGGUCGACCCAAAGUUGUACACUAUCAUUUUCGGUGAAUCAUUGCUAAACGACGCUAUCUGUAUCGUGAUGUUUGAAACGUGCCAGAAGUUCCACGGUCAGGCAGUCAGCGUUAGCAGCGUGCUCAAAGGUAUUGGUCUCUUUCUUAUGACAUUCACUGUUUCAUUGUUGAUUGGGGUUGUCGUCGGUGUAUUUAUUGCCUUGGUCCUAAAACAUUCCCUCAUCAGAAGGUACCCUCAAAUCGAAACAUGUCUCGUGUUGCUUUUCGCAUACGAAUCCUAUUUCUUCUCCAAUGGUUGCCACAUGUCUGGAAUUGUGUCUCUUCUAUUCUGCGGUAUUACGAUGAAACAUUAUGCAUACUUCAACAUGUCCAGAAGGACUCAGAUUGCUACCAAGUACAUUUUCCAGUUGUUGGCCCAGCUGAGUGAAAAUUUCAUUUUCAUUUACUUAGGAUUGUCCCUGUUUACAGAAGUUGAACUAGUAUUCAGACCCAUGCUGAUUAUUGUGACCACAAUCUCUAUCUGCAUUUCCAGAUGGUGUGCCGUUUUCCCACUUUCACGACUGAUCAAUUGGACUACAAGAGCUAAACACAAAGGUGGUUCCUCAGCAAUCAAUUAUACCCAGGAUGAGAUCCCGCCAAAUUACCAAAUGAUGAUCUUUUGGGCCGGCUUGAGAGGUGCAGUCGGUGUCGCACUUGCUAUGGGAUUGCAAGGUGAAGCUAAGUCUUCUCUACUAGCCACUGUACUAGUGGUUGUGGUAUUGACCGUUAUUUUGUUUGGUGGGACAACUGCUGGUAUGUUGGAAACCCUGAAUAUUCGAGUUGGUGUUAUCGACGAACAGGAAAGUGAUGAUGAGUUUGAUAUAGAAGCUCCAAAACCAAUGCAGCUGAACCAAAUUAUCCCUGGGGCAACAACUCCUGUCUAUUCCAUAUAUUCUGAUGCAGCAGGUUCAAGGUCCCGAACAGGUUCUCAGCAGAGCUUUUACAACAAUGAGGAUGAGGAUGCGGCUGAUGCUCCACCAGAUAUGAACGAUGAUGAGAUGACCAGUGACUUGGAUGACAUCCCACCUAUGGCGAACCAGGCACAAUCCAGUAAAAUAAACCUCCAAAGCAUGAGUUUCAACAAUCUAUUGAGUAUGGACGACCAUGCCAAAUGGUUUACACACUUUGACGAACAAGUGUUAAAGCCAGUUUUGUUAGAUAAUCUAACUGAAAACAACAACAGCAAGGACAAAAUAGAGGACUAA
Komagataella phaffii GS115 is the source of this 1842-nucleotide messenger RNA. RefSeq names its product Endosomal Na+/H+ exchanger, required for intracellular sequestration of Na+. Lineage: Eukaryota; Fungi; Ascomycota; Pichiomycetes; Pichiales; Pichiaceae. The record is from RefSeq and is a predicted model, not a curated record. The coding region runs from base 1 to 1842 and encodes 613 amino acids. Gene Ontology annotation, cellular component: early endosome; fungal-type vacuole membrane; late endosome. Gene Ontology annotation, biological process: vacuolar acidification; sodium ion transport; proton transmembrane transport. The transcript has a single exon. Gene Ontology annotation, molecular function: sodium:proton antiporter activity.